Molecule: messenger RNA, 726 nt
Organism: Malassezia vespertilionis
Lineage: Eukaryota; Fungi; Basidiomycota; Malasseziomycetes; Malasseziales; Malasseziaceae
Exons: 3
Coding region: 1-726 (241 amino acids)
Cellular component (GO): membrane; endomembrane system
Source: RefSeq, a predicted model, not a curated record
AUGGCUGGGGACGACAAAAAAGUAGACUUCGAUCCUUCAACAGGGCGCACUGUGUCCCAUAAACGUGUAAACCAACCAUAUCUUACACACCAACGCUGGUUAGCAGCGCAAAGGCGCCUGGAAGCACGGGCAAAGGCGCGCGUCGAAGGCCGCAAACUACCGCCUUCGGAGUUCGACGACGAGGAUGCAUCGACGGAGCACCACCAGAUAUGGGGCAAUAUGCUGCUUACCUCUUUGUUUUUUGCUUUCAUGGCGGUGGUAAUUGCGCUGUCCGCGGGUCUAUUUGUCCAAGGGGAUCCUUUGUGGGGCUACCGCGGCAAAUGGACGAAUGUACGGACGUACCUGCGUGUGCCGCAACAGGAAUUCACCCCCGAUACACUUGCCCACUUUGAUGGCACGGACCCAAAGCGGCCCAUCUUGAUUUCGGUCAAGGGCGCCGUGUUUGACGUGUCCAAAGGGAGGCUCUAUUACGGGCCGGGCGGCCCGUAUCAUGUAUUUGCAGGGCGCGAUGCAUCCCGUGCUUUCGUGACAGGGUGUUUCCAAACGCACAAGACGCACGAUACGCGAGGCUUGACCGAGCAGGAGCUCCAGUCGCUGGACGGAUGGUACAAGUACUAUAUGAACCACCACACCUACUACCAGGUGGGGCAAGUGAAGCUCCCACCGAUCGACCCAGCGUCGGCAUUGCCGGAGCCAUGCCAUAAUUUACAAAAGCCAGGAAUGUAG